Messenger RNA from Notolabrus celidotus (New Zealand spotty), 4003 nucleotides. It is a transcript of the gene chaf1a, whose product is annotated as chromatin assembly factor 1, subunit A (p150). Bases 257 to 2986 code for a protein of 909 amino acids. Gene Ontology annotation, cellular component: nucleus; CAF-1 complex. The record is from RefSeq and is a predicted model, not a curated record. NCBI's taxonomy places the organism in Eukaryota, Metazoa, Chordata, Actinopteri, Labriformes, Labridae. The transcript is spliced from 16 exons. Gene Ontology annotation, biological process: nucleosome assembly.
GACCAAUCAGAGACGGUUAUUGAUGGAAGUGACACACUCCCGCCAAUUCCGACUGAGGAGCGCGAGGCAGGCAGCGGGGAACACCGAGGAGUAUGUAGGAGCUGAGGAAGACAUUUUAAGUUAUGUUUAAAGUUAAAUAAAUGUUAUUUGAAGUCUAGCGUCAUAUUUGGUUGCUCAUUGGGGGACAUAUCCGACUCCGUAAAGCAAACCUUACCGUUGUUUUGCUGGUGAGAAUCUUACCGGCUGAGUGUUUGGGAUGUUGGCGGCGGAGAACCCUCCUGUGGACGGACACUUAGCUGCAUCGACUCCCCGGAGAAGAGGCAUGGAUUGUAAGUCGAGUAACAAUGCCAACAAGAAACUCAUUCAAGCUCGUCUUCCAUUCAAACGUCUGAAUCCUGAACCUAAAGAAAAUCAGCCGCCUAAACGCCCCUGUGCGAAUGUCUGCCCUGAAGGAGAAACGCUGGACAGGGAGAAUGAGAAUGACUCCUCUGCGCUCCCCGUACUCAGCAAACAACCCUUGGUGAAUGGCCGUGGGCCCCUUGAUGGCUUCCUCAGCCGUAGGCGCCCUGCAUGCUCUGAUGAGAACAUGGUAAUAGAUCUCACUGAGGACAAGAGUCAAUCUCCCAAAAAGCGCCUUGUUUCACCUGCUCCUGCCUCUCCCUGCCUCCCAACUAAGGACAAAGACAAAACUGCCUCUUCAGGGAAAUCCAGCAUUGUUGAUCAAACCCCUAAAACACAAACUUUAGACUGCACAGUAGACAGUGAUGAGGAGGAGGAGGAGGAGGAGGAAGAAGAAGAAGAGGCAGAGGAAGAGGAAGAGGAAGAAGAUGGGGAUCAGACAGCAUCUGUGUCUCAGCUUGACCUAACACAGGAUUCUGACAGCGAGCCAGAGGAUCAAGAUGAGUCAGGAAAUGUUUCCAGUUUAGGAAACAGGUCCACGCUGUCUGCGUCAUCAGUCAGCUCCUCAUCUGAAAGCUCACCAGAGGAGUCCAAGACUGAUGACCCGACACCCACUUCUACACCUGCAGAGCCAAAAAGGACUCCGAAGAUAUCAGCUGAUGAGAAAAAGAUCAAGAGACGCUCUUUGAAGACUUCACAAGAACAAGACGAUAAGCUUCGGCAGCGACAGGAAAAAGAGCGCCAGAAAGAAGAGGCUAAAGCUGCAAAGGAGAAAAAGAAAGAAGAGGCUCGAAAGCUGAAAGAGGAGCGACAAAAGGAAAAACAAGAGAAGAAAGAAAAAGAGGAGCGAGAGAAACGAGAAAAGAAAGAGAAGGAGGAUAAAGAAAAAGCUGAGAGGUUAAAAGUAAAAGAGGAGCAACGUAAAUCAAAGCUUGAGGCAAAGCUUGAAGAAAAACGCAAGAAAGAAGAGGAGAAGAAACAGAAGGAGGAGGAGAAACGGAUGAAAGAGGAGAAGGAUCGCCUCAAAGCUGAGAAAGCCGAAAUCACACGGUUUCUUCAGAAACCCAAGAUCCAACAGGCUCCAAAGACCCUUGCAGCAGCAUGUGGAAAGUUUGCACCUUUUGAGAUCAAGGAAAACGUGUACCUGGCACCAUUGUGCAGGGUUCACUGUGACGAAUCUGCCCUGGAGGACCUGGAUCGGUGUUUGUUGAACCCCGAUGACAACGUGUAUGGAAUAAAAGACUGGAUCGAACAAAAGCCCCGCUCGACAGGACCCACCAAUCCCAGACAGCCUGAAGCCUCCAGUGAUUGUGUAACAGUGGAAGGCCCCAAACCUGACGGUGUACCGGAUCGUAAACGCUAUGGACCGAUGAAGCUGCUUCAGUUCCAUGCAAACUACCGUCCAGCCUACUGGGGCACCUGGAGUAAGGAGAGUUCACACAUCUCAGCUCGCUGCCCUCUCAGACAGGACAAGGAUCUACUGGACUAUGAGGUGGACAGUGAUGAAGAAUGGGAGGAGGAGGAACCAGGAGAGUCCCUGUCACAUAGUGAAGGGGAAGAUGAGGAGGAAGGAGGAGGUGACGACGAUGAUGACGACGGCUUCUUUGUUCCUCAUGGCUACCUUUCAGAUGAUGAGGGAGCGCCGGAAGAAGAGGAGGGUGGCGACCUUGAGAAGCAGAAAUUACGACAGACACUGAAAGCGAGGGAGUGGGAUGAGCUGAUGUCCAGCAAGAAGAAGAUGAAGGUGCUGGAGCCGGUCGUGAGGGGCUGCGUUUGGGAGGGAGAAGGAGCUGGUUUGCAGCUCCUCCAGCCUUAUGCGAGGUGUCUCGUCGAGCCCUUACCUAAGACAGACAAUAGCCCGAAACCUGAGGAGAUCUCACAGAGGACUGAGAGAGAAGCACAAUUACUCAAUCAGCUUCUGCCUCUGCUGCAUGGAAAUAUCAACAGCAGUAAAGUGAUCAUCAGUGAAUUUCAGGAGUGUUGUCGUCAGCAGAUUUCUUCCUCCACCUCCUCAUCUCCUCCUGUUCUGUCCAGCCCCCAGAGCCCAGCAGAAAACAUCCCCACCAGAAUACAAGUGAAGCGCCUCAUCAAGAAAAACGCCAUGUAUGAGAAGCGCUCCAUCUACAGACGCUGCUGCUGGUACGUGCACCCAGAAGUCCUGUCACGUUUAGGCCAGGAGGCUCUGCCUGUGCCCUGCCAGUGGACCUACCUCACCCCAGGAGCCCGAGAAGAGACCCGUGAAGAACCCCAGGCAGCUACGGGCUCUCAGGGAAGCUCUCCCACUACACCCCAAACCUCCUCCACCACGCCUUCAUCCUCCAACAAGAGGAAGAGCACAGGCAGCAUGUCAAUCACCAAGUUCAUGAAGCGAUGUACUGACACCGAGCGGACGGAAGCAAUGGAGGCAGACGGUUUUCAGGCUGACACUGAGGAUGAUGACGAGGAUGACUGUGUUGUUGUUUCUUCACUGAGUGGCCCGCCCAGAGAGAAGUCCUCCAAUGACGGAAACUGUCUGAUGGAAGUCACUCCCUCUGACACAGCGUCUCUCCCCGUGGCCAGCGCUGCUCCUACUCUCACCACCGCCUGAGGACAGGUUUGUCUCUCUCCUCUAACCGAGCAACCCAGAGUCGCUCUAAAUCUUGCUGUCUGAUUCUGAACUCUGCCGUGUCCAAGACUCUGAAUCUGAUCUUAAUGCAAGACGAAGCAUCGCACUCUGGUACUGACGACUCACAGCGGAUGCAAGCUGCUCAGUAUUUCGGGUUAUAACACCUAUUUUUUUCUCAAAGGAGUCUGGAGGCAAACUUGCCUUUUUGAUGUAGUUGUUCAUAAAUGAGUGUUUUACUUGAUUCUUAAGGGCAGGUUUGUUCAGUGGCUUCUAAGUGUCCUGAGUUUUGCAUUGAAGUUUCAGUCUGUCAUGUUUGACAGGGGUCACUAUAACGUGGUAAAUGAGGCGUCUCUAUAACGUCAUUAGCUGCAGCAGAUUGAGUUUAAUAGAAGAAGGAGGAGCAGAAUAAAACAACCCAAUUUUCUUAUAAGGCAUCCAAGAGAUUAAAACAGCAUUAUUUAGGGUUUCUGAUUCUUGAUAUUCAUGACAUCAUGAUGUUAUUAAAUUGUUUCAUGUAUAACUGUAUAUACGAUGCCAGAAAUAAGAGUUGAAAUGGAGAGGCUAAAAGUCCAUCUGUACAUUUCCCAUUGGGUGCAUUUACUCUGCAUUUUCUAAUUCUGAAGACUCAUGGGAGUAGUUGCUAGACCUGUACUUGUACAGUUAAGCCCAGCGCCACAAUGUUUUAUAAAUAUGUAUUUUCUGUAUUUUUUGAAGAAUACUUGAACAGGAUAAAUUCAUUAAACAUGAAUAAAAGUACUGCACUUUUAUAUUCAAUUCUUUCUUGACACUCAAUCUGGGCAGUGUUUUGGAGUGCCACUGGACUGAUCCUUCAGAAGCAUGCUCAUAUUCUUCAGCAGGAUCUGUACUGGUGGUUGGGAAUUGUCCAUUUGAAUGCAUGGCAUAUAAUACAGGCAUUUGUCUCUUACCAAAGUAUUAAACUCUCAAAGUAAAUUGAUUUUUUUUGCCAGAAAUUAAAUAAAGGGACUGCUUUGUGCUACA